AUGCCUCCAAUCUUUCAGUCUUCCCAGACGCGUCAACAGGAAAGCCCUGCAGAACGAACUUCGCGACAGCAAGAAGACGCUCUAAGGCAGCAGCAGAGGCGUCAUAUUGAAAGCCAUGCAGAGCGGUCUUUCCGGUUACACGAGAACGCUCAGAGGCAACAGCAGAGGCGCCAGCUUGAAAGUUCCGAAGAGCGCAUAAUUCGACUCCAGGAGAAUGCUCAGAGAGUGCGGCAGAGGCGCCAGGAUGAGAACCCCGGAGAGCGUGCUAUUCGGCUGCAGGGAAACGCUCGAAGAGAGCAGCAGAGGCGCGGCUUGGAGAACGCUACUCAGCGAGUCGUUAGGAUGGAAAGAAAUGCCGAACGACAACGAAGGAGACGUGAUUUGGAAGCGGCUGAAGAGCGAGUAGUACGGUUGGAGAACAACAGCCAGCUACAAAGAAGAAGACGACAACUAGAAACCACUGAUGAGCGUGAGAUAAGAAUGCAGCGGAACGCACAAACCCAGCAUAGAAGACGCACAUCUGAAAGUAUAGAAGUGCGAGAAGUGAGAUCACAAGCGGAAGCCGCGCGUCUUCUGAGGAGGCGAGAAUCAGAGAGUAGCGCAGCACGAGCCGCUCGGCUUCAAGAAGACGCUGAAAGACAUCGGAGGCGCCGUGCUCUUGAAAAUGAAGACGAAAGAUCUGCUCGGCUACGGAUAAAUGCUUCCGCUGCCCGCUCACGACGGAACAGAACUACAGAGUCUACCGGAGAGGCGCUGCGUACACGCUUUGCAGGAACAAACUAUUUAGGCGAACUCAGCCAACGAUGCAUAGAUUGUGGAGCUCUGCACUUCCCUUGCGAAGUGAAAAUCACCCAUCCGGGCAAGUUCCAGGAGUGUUGUGAUCUUGGACGAUGUUCCUUGAACUUCUUCAAUGACUUUCCCGAACAAUUGCGGCAGCUCUUUGUUCGAGAGCCACAGCAAAACGAAGAACUACGG
Molecule: messenger RNA, 975 nt
Organism: Cooperia oncophora
Lineage: Eukaryota; Metazoa; Nematoda; Chromadorea; Rhabditida; Trichostrongylidae
Source: the annotation of a GenBank genome assembly